Fusarium coffeatum is the source of this 636-nucleotide messenger RNA. RefSeq lists its product as uncharacterized. Gene Ontology annotation, molecular function: mRNA binding. Lineage: Eukaryota; Fungi; Ascomycota; Sordariomycetes; Hypocreales; Nectriaceae. Bases 1 to 636 code for a protein of 211 amino acids. Gene Ontology annotation, cellular component: THO complex part of transcription export complex. Gene Ontology annotation, biological process: mRNA export from nucleus; positive regulation of DNA-templated transcription, elongation. The record is from RefSeq and is a predicted model, not a curated record. The transcript has 3 exons.
AUGGCGAUCGAUAAAAUCGUAACGGAUCCGAAGCUCCGCACCAUCUUGCAGACUUCCGAACAGGCACGCGAUCAAGCUACCACCUUCAUCAACCUCGGCGAGCAAAUCUACAGCCAAGGACCUGCAUCAGACCAGGCGCUAGAUGAAUUAUACAAGGAACAGAGACAUCUCUUCGCGACUUUGGCCCAGUUGAAAGGAAUGCACCGAAACGUCUGCUUCGAAGCCCGUGAUACCAAAGCACAGACUGCCGAAUCGCGUCAGGAAGUCGAUCGUUUGCAUCUUGAUCUUCAGAACCUGUACUACGAGCAACGACAUCUCCAAGGUGAAAUCACAGCAUGUGAAUCCUACGACCACAAGUACCAGCAACUACCUCUGAUCCCCGUUGAGGAAUUCCUUGCACAACAUCCCGAGCAUCAAGACGAUGACGAGAAUACCUUGAUGGUGGCGCGUAUCGACCAUGAGCGAGCUGAGCGUGAAGCGCUCGAGCAACAGAGACAGGAGCUCCUCAAGCGAAAGCAGAAACUCAUCGCGGAUAACAAGCGACGAAAGGAUGACUUGGCCAACCUUGACAAUGACCUCGAGAAGUUUAUUGAUGCUGCCAAGCCAAUCCACAUGCUUUUCGAGAAGGCACCCUAA